AUGUCUGCGGUCGCGCGAAGCGCGCAGGGCACGCCGCUCGACGGCGCGCCGCUCGCGACGACGGCCGUCGUGAUCGCGGUCGCGAUAUCUUUCGCGCUCGCGCUCGCCGCGAACGGCGAUUUCGCGCGCGUGUGCGCGUCGCCGCGGUUGGCGUUUGAACAUCCGCUGUCGAGCUAUCAUCGCGUCUGGACGUCGACGUUCUCGCACGGGAGCUUCCCGCACGCGCUGCUAAAUUGUCUAGCGUUCGUUCCGAUGGCGUCGGCGCUCGAGCGAUCGAUCGGGACGACGCACUUCGCGUGGUUAUUCGCGACGUUCGCGCACGCGGCGUACGCGCUCUCGGCGAGCGCGGCGACGGCGCUUUGGAUGGCGCUCGGAUAUCGCGCGUCGUACGAGAGCUGCGCCAUAGGAAUGUCUGGGGUGGUGUUCGCGCUGAUCGUGUGCGAGACGAACGUGAACGACGUGGAGCGGCGAAGCGUGUUCGGGUUGUUCACAGUGUCGAGCGAGUAUUACCCGAUCGCUCUUCUGCUUUUCAUUCAACUUUUGAUGCCUGGCGUCUCUUUCAUCGGUCACGCGGGUGGUAUCGCGGCUGGAUGGUUGUACGUUCGCGGAUACUUGAACUUUUUGCUCCUGAAGGAGACGCACGUGGAGUAUUUAGAGAAAUUAGCGAUUUGCGCGCCCGCGCGCGCCCUGGCGUCGUUCGUGCCGUCAAACGCCGAUCGGGGCGCGCGGCCGAACGCGGAGGCGAGUUCGACCGCAUUUCCCGCGUUUUCGACGGUUAGAGCGAUCCCGACUCGUAUGAGUGAGGUGACGCGCAACGCGUUCGCGGGUAAUUUCCCGGGCCAAGGACGGAAACUUGGCGGCGACGGGUCCACGACGGGUGAGAUGGCGAAUCUCGUUCGGGUCGAUCCUCGGGCGUUGGAUACGUUAGUAGAGCUGGGAUUCGCAGAACACGCCGCGCGGCGAGCGUUGCAAGAAUGUGACGGCGACUCGCAGCGUGCGAUCGAGUUGUUGACGGAAUCAGCGGCGCACGACGCGAAUAGCGACGAAAUAGUUUAG
Messenger RNA from Ostreococcus lucimarinus CCE9901, 1056 nucleotides. RefSeq lists its product with no specific name. Gene Ontology annotation, molecular function: protein binding; serine-type endopeptidase activity. The record is from RefSeq and is a predicted model, not a curated record. The coding region runs from base 1 to 1056 and encodes 351 amino acids. Lineage: Eukaryota; Viridiplantae; Chlorophyta; Mamiellophyceae; Mamiellales; Bathycoccaceae. The transcript has a single exon. Gene Ontology annotation, cellular component: membrane.